Messenger RNA from Phytophthora megakarya, 1833 nucleotides. NCBI's taxonomy places the organism in Eukaryota, Oomycota, Peronosporomycetes, Peronosporales, Peronosporaceae. The record is from the annotation of a GenBank genome assembly.
AUGAUCGACAACGCGCUAUAUGGAUUCACCCGGAUCCCGAAAUCUGACGACCAUGGAAAUACUUUGCAUGUGUUUGAGGACGGGGAGCCGGUGGAUCCAGGCAAGCCAUCGUUUCUGGGAAUGCCUAAGGUAGAAUAUCUAGGCCAUAAGGUCUCCCACAAUGGACUGAAGGCGAAUCCGAAAGACCGCCAUGCAGUUUUGGAGAGUCUGAACUACUAUAGCCGCUUUAUCGAAGAAUACGCUAUCUUGGCGUCGGUUUUGUAUGAAUUGCGAGAAAUCGACUUUGCAGCGAUGAUGAAGGACACCACCCAAGCACGGAUCCAACGAGUGUUAGAGGUGGAGAGUGUGGAUCAAGGACCACAGGAAGAUCAAGCGACCGACCCCAAAAGACUCUGGAUCUGGAAGCGCAAGAUGGAUCCGCGUUGGAUCCAUGCCUAUCGAUCUUUCAGUGUGCUUAAAUCCAAGAUCGCCUCUACUCCGAUCUUGCGGCACUUCGAUCCAGAUCGAAGAGCUACGGUUGUGGUGUAUGCUAGUGCCUGGGCAAUUUCAGGAUCGUUGAUGCAGGAAUAUGACAAGCUCUACUAUCCCGUGAUGUUUGCAAGCCGUACUUUGAAGUUAAAUGGGCUGAACUAUGGCAUCGCGGAGAAGGAGAUGCUGGCCUUGCUGAGGUCCCUCGACCUCAACUACAAUGCCUUAGUCGGACGUCCGAUUCAUGUGUUGACCCGACACUCUACUUUAGCGUGGCUCUUCAGAUCCAUAGCCCUGCAGGGACGUUUAGGUCAAUGGAAUGCUCUACUGUCGCGGAACAUUGGUGGCGAGCGUAUUGCGCCUAGAUCACAGGUGGAUAAGGCGUUGAUCUCGAUCGUCCCUAAAAAGGAGCCACGGCGCAAGAUCCAGGCUCCGACCCCCACUAUUGGACGCGACGAGGAUCCAUACACCGUUAGUUUCGAUGGAUCCGCCCGUGUCAAGAGAUGUGGAGGAGCCUAUAGCGCGAUCUUGUGGAAAAUGCCAGAAUGGAGGGUGUUAAAGGGUACAUUUGGCUCCGCUGAAGGUCUAACAGUGAGCGAAGCAGAAUAUCAUGGGCUGCUGUUGUGUUUGGAUCUACUGGAAGAUUUGGAUCUAUGUCGUCUAGUGAUCUGCGGAGAGUCGAACCUGGUGAUCCGGCAAGUACGAGGUGAGAUUGACUGUAAGACACCGGGUCGGACACUGCUACGCCAGAGGGUUCCGGAUAGACUACGAAAUUGGCCGGAUCACGAGUUGUUGCAUGUUAAACGAGAUUGGAAUGGGAGUGCCGACAGCAUACCAAGUCCCGCGCUGGAACGGCAAUGUGGGAUCGAUGUCGAGUCUGAGAGGGAGAUUCAGGAUCUAGUCACCUUGAAUCGGUUGGACGAGAUCCUGGUGGCGAGGAUCCGAGAUGAGGUCACUCAGAUAUCUGCUGUAACGACCCAAUCUAAGGCUAGAUCGGGAGUGCGAGCUGGGUCUGAUCCAGGCUCAUUACGAGACGAAGUUAUGAGAGAACUGCGGAUCGAGCGGACCCCGCAAGAACAGGAUGAAGAGUCGUGGAUCUCAGGACUUAAGAAGUAUUUGAUUGGAGAGACCCAAGAUCUGACACAAGAAGACGCUAAGUCGGAUCUAUUCUUCUACUGCCCGGCAACUAAGGGGGCCGCUGCGGAUGUCGACAAGUUGAUGCGAUUGGAGGUGCCUGAGACGCUUCAACAAGCUAUUUUGCAUCACUACCAUACGAGUCUACAGGGUGGUUAUCAAGGAAUUGGCCGGACCUAUGGCCGGAUCCGCGAUCAUUUCCAAUGGAGAGGGCUGUACAAGAGCGUAUAG